This is a messenger RNA of Megachile rotundata (alfalfa leafcutting bee), 1118 nucleotides long. RefSeq names its product UPAR/Ly6 domain-containing protein crok. NCBI's taxonomy places the organism in Eukaryota, Metazoa, Arthropoda, Insecta, Hymenoptera, Megachilidae. The record is from RefSeq and is a predicted model, not a curated record. Gene Ontology annotation, biological process: sleep; positive regulation of voltage-gated potassium channel activity; regulation of synaptic transmission, cholinergic.
UAUAUACUUCUUUUGCCUAUUCACUAAUAUUCAAAUGCCUAUUCACUAAAUUUUCAAAUAUUCAACUUUCGCACUUUCAGUUAUUACCAUCCGACAUUACUUGAAUUUUGUUGAAUUUGAAUAAAAAAUCAAGCACUUAAUCAAGUUAAUAUAUCCUUAGCUUUCACUACCUUCAAUUCAUAAAAAAGAUCCAGCACAGUGUCCCGCCUUUUUUUGGGUCGGGAGAGGUUCAAUAAUAGGUGGAAAAGUAACGCUUCCCCUCCCAUUAUAAAAUGACACAUUAGCGACAUUAGUGUCAAAUACGUAGAAAUAUAUUUGUAUGUAAAAUAUGUGCUUGAAAUAAUUGUGAAAAAGUACAAUAAAAUCUAUCAUAAUGUUACGUGGAAUAAAUUAGAAGCUAAUGCAAAUGAGAUCUGUAUUAUAAUAAGGGCUCUGUUAUUGAUAUGCACAAACCUGACAAAUUCAGAAUCGUCUAAAUACUGACCAACGCCCAAUUUAAAAUAAAAUUUUGUAAAAUUUAUCACAAUGGAGAAGAGUACGAUCAUCAGUAUUGUGUGUUUAUUAUUAUUUACAGUAACAGGUAUCAAUGCACUUCGCUGUUACCAAUGUAGUAGUGACACUGAUCCAAAAGGUGAAGAUUUAUGUGGAGCAUACAAGAAAUUUGAUAAAGAGAAAAAUAUUGCUAUCGAAUGUAACAGUGAGGAAUCUUACAUGCCUGGCACAUUCUGUGUCAAAAUAACCCAUCAAAGUCCUCGUGGUUUCAUAUGGGAUGGUAGAUGGCGACAAGUAAUUCGUCGAUGCUCUUCGGUAUCCAGUACUGGAGUCACGGGUGUUUGUAAUUGGGGAGUAUACGAAAAUGGAGUUUAUUGGGAAGAAUGUUCCUGUGGUGAAGAUUCAUGUAAUGAUGCAUCAACAUUAUCACCAUUCUCAAUAAUGAGACUAUUGUUGCCAAUUGGUAUUUCUAUGUAUAUGUAUCCUUUAACAUGAAUAUAAAAAUGCAUUUAAUAAAAAUGCAUUGUUAUAUUGCAUAGGAGAACGAUUCCGUCCAUAAUACAAUGCAGUUCAUUAAGAGCUAUUGUUUAUCAUAAGAGAAUUUUGAAUACAAGUUUCAAAGAUUA